UUUUUUAUGCUAUCAAAAGUCUAUGAUAACAGUUUUUUAUGCUAUCGUAACUCAAAUUUUCUUUAGACGUUAGGUACCCUAUGUAUUACCUACUCACCUCACUCAUUGCUUUCACUGCUCCAUACUAUAUUUCUUUGUUUGCUUAUUAUUAAUUAUUAGUUAAAGGGUGCUGAUGGUACCAUGAUAACUAAAACAAGUGCUUCUCUAGCAUAUACAAAUUAAUGGUGGUAUCGAAUCUAUAGGUACUUGGAACUUUCAUUCUGGAAGGAGGGGUAGAAGCUGUUCGGGAUACCUUGCUUUCAUCAAAGGAUUCUGCUGAAUUGUUUGCAGAGCGCUUUGAUGGAUGGUUGGGACUGCAUUUUUUGUGACUUCAUCGAAAUGUUUUCAUAUGAAUCAUAUAGCUUAUUAGGUAUAAAUACUUCUUUGCAACUUAUUUUUUCUCCUGUUCUCCUUUGCAGUUGAAUAUGGAAAUCCCUUUGAGUUGUCAGCAAUUAGUUACUCAUAUGAUAGAAUUCGUGAGCCAUUUAACUAAGACUAUGCAUUCUAAACUACCUGGUCUUUAGUUAUAUGGUAUGACAGUGUAACCGUAGAUAGUCACCUUCAUUGGCAAAAUGAACUGAAUGAGAAAAAUAAAGUUUUCUUUGAUAUCUUGGAUGGAAUAUUCGUGAACUACGGGUGGAGAGAAGGUACUCCUCAACAAUCCGCCGCUGUUGCUGGAGGGAGAAAGCAUGGUUUGUAUAUGGGGAUUGAUGUUUUGGGGAGGGGUACCUUUGGUGGUGGAGGAUGGAAUACAAAUGUUGCACUGGAUGUUCUGAAAAGGGAUGAUGUGUCGGCUGCCAUAUUUGCUCCUGGAUGGGUGCAUGAGCACGAGCAGGAAACCGAUUUUCAGACUGCUCAAAAUAAAUGGUGGGGGUCAUGUGAAGCAGUCAUGAGAAAUAGUCCGAAGUUAACCAAAACAACUACCAUCAGGGCCAUGCGCCACGCGCCACGUGAGAUAGAUCAUGCGGCUAAGAGAGGUUCAAGGCAUAUUGAGCAAGAGGUAGAGUGGAAUCCAAUGUCACGACAUGCAAACACUUAGAUUUCGGCAAGUAGGAGGUGUUGAAAGUUAAACAUGCAAGGUUCAUUAUAAAUAGGUAAUUUUGGACGAAUAGAAACGAUCGCAUAUGGUAUGCGUAUCGCUUGGGCCAAUGAACAUCGCGUUUUCCAGCUGAACGAUCACGUAUAGUAUACGUAUCAUUUGAAGAAGACUCCAUCGCUUACAAGCUAAAUGAUUGCGUGUGGUACGCAUAUCGUUUUAAGAAGACUUUAUCAUUUAUAUGCUAAACGAUCGCGUAAGGUACGUGUAUCGUUUGCAUAAGAAACGAUCGUAUACCCGCUAGGCAAUUGUGUAAGGUACGUGAAGUGAUAGCGCUAAACGAUCGUUUACU
Cucumis melo (muskmelon) is the source of this 1427-nucleotide messenger RNA. RefSeq names its product cytosolic endo-beta-N-acetylglucosaminidase 1-like. The record is from RefSeq and is a predicted model, not a curated record. Gene Ontology annotation, biological process: protein deglycosylation. Gene Ontology annotation, cellular component: cytoplasm. NCBI's taxonomy places the organism in Eukaryota, Viridiplantae, Streptophyta, Magnoliopsida, Cucurbitales, Cucurbitaceae. Bases 740 to 1078 code for a protein of 112 amino acids. Gene Ontology annotation, molecular function: mannosyl-glycoprotein endo-beta-N-acetylglucosaminidase activity. The transcript has 6 exons.